Messenger RNA from Schistocerca nitens (vagrant locust), 774 nucleotides. RefSeq names its product piggyBac transposable element-derived protein 4-like. The transcript is spliced from 2 exons. The record is from RefSeq and is a predicted model, not a curated record. Lineage: Eukaryota; Metazoa; Arthropoda; Insecta; Orthoptera; Acrididae. Bases 1 to 774 code for a protein of 257 amino acids.
AUGCAUGGAAAGAAAGAUAAUGCUGUGGAAAAGAAAUUGGGUGAAGGAGUUGUGAAAGACCUCACUGAAAAUAUUAAAGUGAAUCCAAGUAGAAAAUCUUUACCUAUGCUGAAAAGUGACAAGGAGAUGAAAAGGGGCGACUAUGAUUGGGCUACUAGCAAUACAGGCCUUAGUGUGAUGAAGUGGAAAGAUAAGAGAUCCGUCCAUCCGCUUUCAAAUUUCCAUGAUCCAACUCAAACAACAGAGGUUACAAGAAAGGAAAAAGAUGGCAAUGAAAUAAAAGUUUCUUGCCCCAUUGGUCUCUCCGGUUACAAUGCCAACAUGAAUUGUGUAGAUAAAUUUGACCAGCUGGAGGGCGUAUAUGAAACUGACAGAAAGAGCAGAAAGUGGUGGCACAGAAUAUUUUGGUACUUUAUUGAUGCCACCAUGGUGAAUGCUUCCAUCAUCCAUAAAGAAACGAAGUUGCCUAAGAUGACUCUGAAGGACUUCAGAAGAGAAAUCACAAGGGAUUUAGUGGCACCUGCCUUGGUAGCUUCAAGAGGUAAAAAGCGAAGUCUGAACAGCCAUCUCCAGUUCAACAAGAAGAAACCCAAUGUUCCGAAAUCUGUGCGUCUUGAAAGUUCAUCUCAUCAGCCAGGAAGAUCUACAAGGAGAUGUGCAGCAUGUAGUUCCAAGAAACAACAAAUUUGCACCGACUGGAUGUGUAGUGUGCGUAAGGUUCCUCUAUGCUUAGGGAAAAGGAAGACAUGCUUCCAAGACUAUCAUGCAUCUUGA